AUGGAGGUGAAGACGUCAUUAUGGGCGGAGAAACUGGACGUCCUGUCUGCGGCGGCCACUCGGGACCCCGAGGCGUUCCUGGGACACCCGGUCAACGCCUUCAAGCUGGUGAAGAGACUGAACACGGAGUGGGGGGGGCUGGAGAGCCUGGUGCUCACGGACACGUCCCACGCGUUCAUCUCCAACCUCACCAUCCACAGGCAGCGCUUCCCCAACGACGAGGACCAGGCCGGCGCCGCCAGAGCUCUGACGCGGCUGCUGGACACGUACCGGCUGGACGCCGACACCUUCGCCGCCGGCGAGCUGCCAGGCCUGUCCCCCUCCUCCCCCCGCGGCUCUCUGACGGUGGAGGACUGCUUCGACCUGGGCAAGGCGGCGUACUCGGAGGCCGACUACUACCACACGCAGCUCUGGAUGACGCAGGCGCUGAAGCUGCUGGACAGGGGGGGGGUCGCCGUGGACGCCGUCGCUGGGGACGCCGUUGCCGUGGACGCCGUCACCAUCCUGGACUACCUGAGUUACUCCGUCUACCAGCAGGGGGCGCUGGAGUCUGCGCUGGACUUCACCCGUCGGCUGCUGGCGCUCGGUCAGUCGCACCAACGCCUCUCUAGCCUGUCU
This is a messenger RNA of Etheostoma cragini (Arkansas darter), 618 nucleotides long. Its product is annotated as prolyl 4-hydroxylase subunit alpha-1-like. The annotation marks the transcript as partial. NCBI's taxonomy places the organism in Eukaryota, Metazoa, Chordata, Actinopteri, Perciformes, Percidae. Gene Ontology annotation, molecular function: procollagen-proline 4-dioxygenase activity; protein binding. Gene Ontology annotation, cellular component: endoplasmic reticulum. The record is from RefSeq and is a predicted model, not a curated record. The transcript is spliced from 4 exons.